Molecule: messenger RNA, 906 nt
Organism: Sapajus apella (tufted capuchin)
Lineage: Eukaryota; Metazoa; Chordata; Mammalia; Primates; Cebidae
Product: E3 ubiquitin-protein ligase UHRF1-like
Exons: 2
Coding region: 416-838 (140 amino acids)
Biological process (GO): negative regulation of gene expression via chromosomal CpG island methylation
Molecular function (GO): ubiquitin protein ligase activity
Source: RefSeq, a predicted model, not a curated record
UGGAGUACACUGGUGCCAUCUGGGCUCACUUCAGCAUCUGCCUCUCAGGUUCAAGUGAUUCUCCUGCCUCAGCCUCCCAGGUAGCUGGGAUUACAGGCGUGCACCACCAUUCACGGCUAAUUUUCGAAUUUUUAGGAGAGAGGGUUUCACCGUGUUGGCCAGGCUGGUCUUAAACUCCUGACCUCAGGGGAUCUGCCUCUCUCGGCCUCCCAAAGUGCUGGGAUUACAGGCAUGAGCCGCAGUGCCCAGCCAACCUUUAUGAGUCUUGCUUGUCGGGUCGUGUUGAAUCGGUGCUCCUCACCCAAAGGUUAAACUCAUUCUCUCCAGCGCGGCCUGCAGUGAUACUCUGGUUUCCAUGUUUUCAUCUUGCUUCUGAUGCGUGCGGCUUUGAUUGCUAGGGGGCGUAGCUGAGCUGAUGCCCCAGGCCCCUGGAAGCCUCCCAUGCAAUGUCCUGAGGACAUUGGUGUUCAAGCGCCCCAAGGGUAGGUGUAGAGGCCUCGGCAGGGUCAGGCAGCCGGAAUGUUCCAGCGCCCUCGUUCCUUGCAGGGAUGAUUCUCUGAACGACUGUCGGAUCAUCUUUGUGGAUGAAGUCUUCAAGAUCGAGCGUCCUGGUGAAGGGAGUCCCAUGGUCGACAACCCCAUGAGACGGAAGAGCGGGCCGUCCUGUAAGUACUGCAAGGACGACGUGAACCGGCUCUGCCGGGUCUGCGCCUGCCACCUGUGCGGCGGCCGGCAGGACCCCGACAAGCAGCUCAUGUGUGACGAGUGUGACAUGGCCUUCCACAUCUACUGCCUGCAGCCGCCCCUGAGCAGCGUUCCCAGCGAGGACGAGUGGUGAGUGCGGCCCUGCCCGGCAUGAGGAGACCACAUCACCUUCCACAGACCCCCAGACGGGCAGUGAGAAGA